GGGCCUUUGUAGGGCCCUUCCUUGCUCCACGGGGCUGCUCCCGCGUGGAUCGGUCACGCUGCCUCGUCCUGAAGCGCAGCACCUCUGGGCAUGGCUCAGGAAGUCCUGCUUUUUUAUUUUUAUUUUUUUACUGCUUUUUAUGUCACUUCGGAGCCGGUCCCAAGCAUCCCUGCGUGGGGUCGGAGCUCCGCGUGGUAGCAAGGGCGGUGUCCCGCCUCGGAGCCUCCCUCUCCCGUGGGAUGCGGUCGUGGGUUUCCAGCUGCUUUGUAGUUUUCCCUCGUGAUUUUUUUAAUGAAUUUUAUGCAGCCUCCGAAUUUUAUGCAGCACCUUCGGAGGGUUGCCCCAAAUGGUUAUUUGGGAGGGUGCUGUGGCUCCUGGAGCUGUAAUCACAGGAUUGUAGGGGUUGGAAGGGGCCUCAAGACAUCACUGAUAAUGCAUUUUUUGGAGAUAAUGCAUUUUUUUUUUUGGUUUUCGAAGAGGAGAAGCUGUUACAAAGCAGAGCUGCUCUCCCUUCUGCUUUGAUACGGUUUCAUAGGGUUUUGAUCAAGUGCUUGAUUUCAGCUCCCUCCCAGGGAAAGCAGGAAGGGACCCUCAGAUCCCAAAUAUCUGUGUUCAAUAACCACACGGCUCCAUAGCACAGGGCACGAGGGCUGCACAGAUGUCCUGGCCUCGUGGCCCUGUGCCCGUGUCCCGGCAUCGCCCAGCUGGGACCUUGGGGUGGGCCUGGGGCCAUCACAGCAAGCGAGGAUGAAGUUUCCCACUGAGAUGCAAGGGGAGGUUUCAGGCUUAGGAUUUAGGAUGGAUGGAGAGAUGUGGGAGGGGGAAUUUGUCUUCAUUUGGGCUUCCAAUUCCAUGAAAUAUUUCAGAGAGAUACAGAGGGGAAGAGGAGGGGACGAAGGAACAGAUAGCGGUGUUUGGGAUCAAGAUGCUGGGCGGCUGGCAUGGCUUCCCCUACAGGCACUCGCACCCUGCUCCCCUUUCCCCACCACCUCCCGGUGGCGAACGCCAACCCCAUCCCCUUCUUCUCACCCCACGCAGAGGACACCGUGGCCAUGUCCUCCCUGCACUAGAACCGUCCCCUCCCACCGCCUCGGUGGCUCCCAACCCGGCCGGGAGGAUGCGUGCCUGGAAGGCGGUGGCCAGCACGCUGGUGCUGAGCGGGGUCGAUGUGGUGGUCACCACGCUGCUCUACGCCCACGGCCGGGGCGGCCGGGACAUCCUGCAGGACCUGAGGCACUUCAACAUCUUCAACUCGCUGCUGGACGUCUGGGGGGGCUGCCUCUACCGCAGCUGCGUGCUGCUGGGGGCUUCCAUCGGGGUGGCCACCAACACAGCCUACGGCCCCCGGCGCCUCAGGGCCUCGCGGACCUUCAUCGCCGUCGUCUGCCUCCUCAUGGGCAUCUACAUGAUGGUGAAGCUGCUGCUCUACUCCGAGGUGCGCAGGACCAUCAAGGACCCCUGGUUCUGGGGGCUCUUUGCCUGGACCUACGUGGCUUUGGCGGCCACCUUCGGGCUGUGGCAGCUGCUGGCCUGCGUGACGUCCUCCCGCGAGGCGCUGGGGCAUGGCUCCGAGUCCCGCACCGAGGCGGAGGAGAGCUGCGAUGCCCCCCGGGACAAGAGGGAGGAGGCGGCGGGUCCCACCAUCCACAAGCUGCUGUCGUACACCAAGCCGGACGCCUUCUUCCUGGGCAUCGCCUCCUUCUUCCUCCUGGUGGCUGCGCUGGGAGAGACCUUCCUGCCCUACUACACGGGGCUGGCCAUCGAUGGCAUCGUGGUGCAGAAGAGCAUGGACCGCUUCUCCACGGCCGUGCUGGUCAUGUCGCUGCUCGCCAUAGGAAGCUCAUUUGCCGCAGGUAUCCGGGGCGGCGUUUUUACGCUCAUAUUUGCAAGGCUGAACAUCCGCCUCCGCAACUGCCUCUUCAGGUCGCUGGUGUCCCAAGAGAUGAGUUUCUUUGAUGAGAACCGUACAGGGGACGUCAUCUCCCGCCUGACGUCGGACACGACCAUCGUGAGCGACCUGGUCUCCCAGAACAUCAACAUCUUCCUGCGCAACGUGGUGAAGGCCACGGGGGUGAUCUUCUUCAUGUUCAGCCUCUCGUGGAAGCUCUCGCUCGUCACCUUCAUGGGCUUCCCCAUCAUCAUGCUGGUGUCCGACGUCUACGGCAAGUACUACAAGAAACUCUCCAAGGACGUGCAGAAUGCCCUGGCCAAGGCCAACAACACCGCCGAGGAGACCAUCUCAGCCAUGAAGACCGUCCGCAGCUUUGCAAACGAGGAGGCGGAGGCCAACGUGUACUGGCAGAAGCUGCAGCAGGUGUACAAACUGAACAAGCGCGAGGCCCUGGCUUACACCUACUACGUGUGGUCCAGCGGGCUGACCCUCCUGGUGGUCCAGGUCAGCAUCCUUUACUACGGCGGGCACCUCGUGAUCUCUGGGCAAAUGACAAGCGGAAACCUGAUAUCCUUCAUCAUUUAUGAGUUCGUCUUGGGAGACUGCAUGGAGUCCGUGGGCUCCGUCUACAGCGGCCUGAUGCAGGGGGUGGGAGCUGCUGAGAAGGUGUUCGAGUUCAUCGACCGCAAGCCAACGAUGGUGAACGACGGGUCUCUGGCCCCAGACCACGUGGAUGGGAAGGUGGAGUUCAGAAACGUGACGUUCUCCUACCGCACUCGCUCUGCCACGCAGGUCCUCCAGAACGUGUCCUUCACCCUGCACCCCGGCAAAGUGACGGCGCUGGUGGGCCCCUCGGGCAGCGGGAAGAGCUCCUGCGUCAACAUCCUGGAGAACUUCUACCCUCUGCAAGACGGGCAGGUGCUGCUCGACGGGCGUCCCAUUAACAUGUACGAUCACAAGUACCUGCACUCAGUGAUCUCCUUGGUGAGCCAAGAGCCGGUGCUGUUUGCUCGCUCCAUUGCUGAUAAUAUUUCCUACGGCUUAGCUUCGGCCUCCUUCGAGUCGGUUGUUCAGGCUGCCCAGAAGGCUAACGCCCAUGCCUUCAUCACGGAGCUACAGGACGGCUACCACACAGAGGCAGGCGAAAAAGGAGCUCAGCUGUCAGGUGGCCAGAAGCAGAGAGUGGCUAUUGCCAGGGCCUUGAUCCGAACCCCCCCCAUCCUCAUCCUGGACGAAGCCACGAGCGCGCUGGAUGCAGAGAGCGAACACGCGAUUCAGCAGGCGAUUUACGGCGACUUGCAGAACCACACCGUGCUCGUCAUAGCUCACAGGCUGAGCACUGUGGAGAAGGCACACAACAUCAUUGUGCUGGACAAGGGCCGCGUGGUGCAGCAGGGCUCGCACAAGGAGCUGAUGGAAGAAGGAGGGCUUUAUUCCAAGCUGGUGCAGAGACAGAUCCUGGGGCUCGAGACGGGCGGCCACCAACCCGAAGCCCGGGGAGAUUCAGCGAAGGCACCCAGCGGGCUGGAGGAAGAGUUCAGGAUAGACCAUUCCCUCCCGGCCACGGCGCAGGACGAUUAUAACAACACAGCUCACAAGUGAGAGCGGCGAGGGCCGGCGCUGGAGACGCUUGCUGGGAUGCCGAGGCAGGAGGCAGCUUGCCGACGGGCCGGCACGCCGCACAACGCCGCCCGUUCGCCCGUCCCGUCCCGCGUGCGCCACGCAGCCGUGCACACAAAAACCACACACUUCUAGAGCUUCCUGCAGUACAGCCCGGCGGGGCAGACGCCUGCUGGUUAAACAGGGAAACCGACUGGGGAGUUGGGUCUUUAGCCAUUCUCAGCAUUUCUACUGGGUUUCUUUUCUUACUACCAGUAAUUCCUCUCGACUGGGACUUUUCUCCCAUUGAUAUGCAUGUGUAACUGCUAUUAACUGUACUGGAUGUUAAAUGCAUGCAUGGAGGGGAAGGUUGAAAACCCCUCCAGGAAUUUCAGGGGGUGGCUUUCUUGGCUGGGUAGAAAAGCAGCGACUGUAAAACAAGGUCCUGCUCCUGCUGUCAAUCUAUGGGGUCAGUCCAAAGUCUGCUGAAGUCUGUAGGGAGCUCCCUUCGGCUUCGGGGAAAAUCGGGAUCCCUUCCAUGGGGCUGAAUGCUGGGAGAGUUUUGCACUGAGUGCCUGCAGGCUCAGGCUCACAACCAUUGCUGCUGAGCUUGUUUCACGUAGUAAUCAUCCUUCCUGGAAUGAGCCAGGGGACCAGGAGGCAGGUGUUGCUUUCAGAUUUACUCUUGGUGCUUGGUGGGUGUUUGGUUUUCUUUUUAAGGACGAAGAGUUUUACCAUAAUUGGGUUAGGGAUUUUUUUAAUUAUUAUUAUAUUUCUGUGUGCACUGUACAAUGUCUGUCUGGCUCCAGUGUCCACUGAAAUCCAGUCUGUUACUUCAGUAUUUUUUUAAACUCACAACCCCGGUGCUGGUUUGAAAAAAACACUACUAAAGACAGGCAUAAAAUACUAAAAGACAGCACUUUAUAGAACCCACCAAAGCUUUGUUCAGCUUCAGGCAAUGCAAGUGAUUUCACUGCAUGGGAAAUCCGUACAGUCACUUUCCUGGAAGUCAAACUUCCGCUGCCUGAACUGUGAAAUGUGUUUCUUUGAGUACUAUUUAUUAACUUUUAGUAAGAGGGAAAGAAAGACGUAUAUUGCUCCUAGUCCUUUUGUGUGAUGGCUCUGGCUUAGUAGUGUUAUGCUGCCAUAGAUUGGUGAAGAAACCUAUGCAGCCAGGCAGAUGCUAUUGAAAAAUAGCAUUGGAUUUGGUGGGAAAGAUUGACUCAGACUGUGCAUAGUUAAGAAAUGAUCUCAAGCACUUUAGCUCUCAUGUUUUUCGGUAUUUGAAUGCUGCUGUGUUUUACUUUUUGGCAGUUUUGCAGUUUUGUUGUUCGCACUGUUUUGAUUUCGUUCAGUGAUGUUUUACAAACUCUUUAGUGUCCUUGAGGAGGGAUGCUCAAACAAAAAUAAAAUACUACCUCUGCCACUCAAUAUUGA
Messenger RNA from Anas platyrhynchos (mallard), 4927 nucleotides. RefSeq names its product ATP binding cassette subfamily B member 9 (gene ABCB9). NCBI's taxonomy places the organism in Eukaryota, Metazoa, Chordata, Aves, Anseriformes, Anatidae. The record is from RefSeq and is a predicted model, not a curated record. Gene Ontology annotation, molecular function: ATP binding; ABC-type peptide transporter activity; ATP hydrolysis activity. Gene Ontology annotation, cellular component: lysosomal membrane. Gene Ontology annotation, biological process: peptide transport; transmembrane transport.